Molecule: messenger RNA, 1273 nt
Organism: Bombina bombina (fire-bellied toad)
Lineage: Eukaryota; Metazoa; Chordata; Amphibia; Anura; Bombinatoridae
Gene: STN1
Product: STN1 subunit of CST complex
Exons: 10
Coding region: 110-1198 (362 amino acids)
Biological process (GO): telomere capping; nucleotide-excision repair; double-strand break repair via homologous recombination
Cellular component (GO): chromosome, telomeric region; DNA replication factor A complex; site of double-strand break
Molecular function (GO): single-stranded telomeric DNA binding
Source: RefSeq, a predicted model, not a curated record
UCAGUACCCAGCCCAGAAUCCCUUGCUUGAUGAAAACCCAGAAAGUUACUGAGGUAGACAGAGCGAAAACAGCAGCAGAAUUAUUACAUUGUGAAUACAGCUGAGUUCUAUGGAAGAAAUUCCCUCUCUUUUAUGGGGUUUGGAUCCAACGUUCUUCUCAUUUGCAAAACUGUACAUUAAAGAUAUUCUGGAACUAAAGGAGUCCCAUCAAGUUCCAGGUAUUUUUUUCUACAAAGGACAUCCUAUAAAGCAAGUUGACAUUUUAGGAACAGUGGUGUGUGUGAGAGAAAAGGAGACUUUUUACAAUUAUGGAGUGGAUGAUAGUACUGGUGUUAUAAACUGUACAUGCUGGAAGAGUGCCAUGUCAACAGAAGUGUCAUUUCAAGGUAGUGCCACUAACCGUGGUACGUCUGGCACUUCAAAUCUCGAUGAAAUGAUGGAGAAGCUAUACGCGGAAGACAAUAAAAAAGCUAAGAUGGAAAUAGGAGAUAUCAUUAGAGUUCGAGGUUAUAUUAAGGUUUUUAGAAACCAGCGAGAAGUUGUGGCUUCGACCUACUGCAAAGUAGAUGAUCCUUUAUUUGAUAUGCAAAUUGCAAGGAUGCUGGAUCUGCCAUACCUUUACAGACAUGUUUAUGACAAGCCUUUUAAAAUACCCGGACAUAUUAAAGAUCCAAACCAAGCAAUGACUGAUGACAACUUUGUGACUGAGGCCAAUCUAAUUUCACUCCUAAGUGACAAAGUAAAAGAUUUUCUAAUAGAAAACAACAUUCAGAAUUUUUACCAACGAGAAUUAGAAUGCGUUUCCUCCUUAAUCACUGUUGCUAGCCAGUCCACCAACACAGCAGAGAAUGAAUCAAAAGCCACUUCUGGUUCACAAAACAUUCACAACCUAUUUAAGCAUGCCAUACGUAUACUACAAGAAAAUGGGAUGGUCUUUCAGAAAAGCAAAAACUCUGAUGUUUAUCAAGUGACAGAUCAGGAUAAAGAAUUGUAUAAAUGUACACUAAAUAUUAUUCAAGAUGAUUCAAAAAGGCUCAAACAUGCUGACAAAGGCUGCCAUUUUCUCUACAUCAUGAAAUGUGUACAACAGAGAUUUGGAUCCAACAUAACAGAAAAUGUCCUACUCCGUGUCAUUAAUGCACUGGAAAGAAAUAGUGAUAUCGUUAGUGUUCAUGAAAAAUACUACACCGCCUUCUGAUGUCAUGAAAUGGCACUGAGAAUAGCAACAAAACAAACUGCAAAUAUUACAAUAUUAUAAAAUAUUUUACUCUUA